Lytechinus variegatus (green sea urchin) is the source of this 1330-nucleotide messenger RNA. RefSeq lists its product as uncharacterized. NCBI's taxonomy places the organism in Eukaryota, Metazoa, Echinodermata, Echinoidea, Temnopleuroida, Toxopneustidae. The annotation marks the transcript as partial. The transcript has a single exon. The record is from RefSeq and is a predicted model, not a curated record.
CUUACAAAAUUUUUUGAAAAUUUUCUUUCGGCACUGGCAACUAGGCCUAGGUGGCAGAUAUUUCGACAUUUGUCUAGCUACCUAUACCGGAUAUCUACACAAAGGAUUCAUACUUUUAUUGGAUUAUACAGACGCUGAUUUCAGUUUUUUACUGUCUUCAGACUUCAGCCUCAGGAAUUGUUGCCGUAGAACUAAGACUAAGUUAGCUGUGCCGAUUUGUGGACCUAAAAGAUUCAGUUUGCAACUUCAGGAUUGAAUUUUUUCUUGGCGGUUCGCUUGAUUGAACUUUGGAGGUGAUUGCAUCCAGGAUUCAUUGGACUUGGGCUGAGUGACGGAGCUUCGAGUCUAACUCUAGUUUCGCGAGUUGAUCAUGCCAAAGGUUAAGGCCAAGAAAAUAACGACCGCAGGUGCGAGGAAGGGAGAUGACACACCGAAGAGGAGGCCGGGUCGGCCGAGAGGUCCACGGGCGACGUCAACCCCCGCAAGUGUGGAUCUGGGGCUGGGAGGCGGCAACAACGGGCCAGGAAGGAGCGGUGAGUUAAAUCCCUCUCAGUCUCAAGUUGUCGAUGUUGAUGAAAAAAGUGGUAGGCCUAGGUCUAAAGUUGGUGAUAAAAUGGCAGAGCUAGAUCUAGAUCUAGUGGGGCGGGAAGGCCAGGCGCCCGUGGGCAGAUCUAUUGCUUGGCGUGAGAUAGUAGCUCAGGAGUCGGAUACCGGUAGCUCGGGGCAGGCUCAGCCAGCAGUUUCAGUGCCGGCGCGGUCGGCAGGGGUAGCCGAAGAUCUAGGCCUAGAUCUAGUGGAGGUCGGUGUUGAGAGAUCUGAGCCCCAGGCGCCUAGGCUUUCUGCCGUGUUGGGGGCACCGGAACCAUUUAUUAGCGCAUGCGACCCACUAGGUGUGGAAGUGGCUAUCUCACUGAAGGAAAAAAUUUGGGCAAGUGAAUAUAUAGAUUUGGGAGUGCUCCUUAAGCAUAAUAAUGCACGUGAUGAGUUUGGGGCCUUGAGUGUAGGUGACACCACUUUGAGUUUGUGUCAAUCGGGAUCUGGUCUUGGUUUGCAACUUCAACCUCAAUCAAAGGCUAAGAAAAUCAUGUCGGUAGAGCAGUGGACUUCGGUGUUUCUAGUAUUUGCCUCAAUUUACGCUGAGAAGCACAUUGAAAGGAGCAGGGAGCUCAUGAAAUAUAUGGAUUUGAUAAGGCAUGCAGCCCGUGCGUUUGCAGGUUAUGGCUGGCGUGACUAUGACACUCAGUUUAGGAGCAAGCAGGCGCGUUUACCCGGGCGAUCCUGGGCGAGCGUCGACGCCGAGUUGUGGUUGAUGCUGGUGGCCUCUAAUGGU